CGAUAAAUCCCGUUAGUGUCAACAAGUGGAUAAUAUGUGGAAAAGUCAAGCGAACAGAUUACAAAUAAAUAAAUAACGAUUAGAAUAUUUGUGAAAAAGCAACAAAGCGAAAAAGUAUAAUUGCCGACUGUGGACAUUGGUGUUUCGACAUCAUCUGUUUUCGAAUGCGUCAUCUACAAAAAAGGCCAUUGCACCGUUUGACGAAUAAAAAAAUUUUUUUUCUACCGACACUUAGUCAAAACAAAUAAGCAGAGCCAAUAAAAGAUAAAUAAAAGCCAAAUCAGCUGAUAAAAACAUUGAAAUUACUGAAAAGCACACAAAGUUAAUAAUUCAAUAGAAGACUAUACAAAAAAAAAGAAAGAAAUACUUAACUAAAUUAUAAUUGAAAGUGAAUUUAGUAUUUUCAACACAUGGAUGACGAGUUGGAGGAUAAAGUCUUUUACCAAGCAUACGUUUCCCACAUGAAGAUCCUAUCGAAAUUCGCUGUGGGCUUUUCGUCCAUUAAUUCACCCUUAGCAUACAUAUGGAAGCUAUGCCGUCUCUAUGUCUUACGACCCGAAGUCAUAUUUUUCGGUGUGAUUCUAUUCAUUUUCUUAAUUUACUUACAAGCUGUUGACACAUGGAGUCGUGGCUUAUUGGGACGUAUACAGACGACAUUGGGACGUCAGAAAGCGAAUCGUUUGAAGCAAAUUAACGAUGGUAGUGGACAAGGAGAUUAUCAAUGUUGGCGGGAAUUGCGUCAACAGAGUUCUGUAUAUGCGCUUUUGGGACGUAGACCGCGUAUGGAAGACAGAUACAUCAUUGAAGAGAAUAUCAAUAACAACACAGGCAUCUCAUUUUUUGCCAUUUUCGAUGGUCAUGGCGGUGAAUUUGCUGUCGACUUCGCUAAAGAUAUUUUGGUGAAAAAUAUUUACAAUAAAAUUAUUGAAAGCACAAAAUUACUCAAUAAUCAGCACUUGUCCGAUGGCAGCAGUAGAAAGGCAGCUGCACACGAUGCUGAUUACGUGGAGUAUGACGCGAGUCCAUAUCUGAAGAGGCGUGCAAGCCGUAAGGACGAUAGUAAUAAAGAGAAUAAUGAACCGUCGGUGCGGCGUCGCGAUAGUCUGCGCAAGGCACACAGCACCGCAGACGAUUGCAAAGCAUCAACCGGUGACAAACAACAAAAAGACACCGAUGUAUUCACCUCCAAGCUUAAUUCACUGAUGCGUGGCAGUAACGCAGCGAAAGAUACGCUCUUCGGUGUUGGUGGUGGCAAGGAUGCGGGCAGCGCUGGUGGACCGCCACAAAAUUUCGAUGCCAAAUGUUACAUUGAAAAUGGUAAAAUCAAUUUUGGCAAAUUAAUCACAGACGAAGUGCUCGCAGCCGAUUACAAGCUGGUUGAGGCUGCUAAGAAGACGACAAACAUUGCCGGCACCACAGCACUCAUCGCAAUCAUCGAAGGCAGCAAACUGACGGUGGCGAAUGUGGGCGACUCACGUGGCGUCAUGUGUGACGCACGCGGCAUAGCGAUACCGCUCUCAUUCGAUCACAAGCCGCAACAGGUGCGUGAACGCAAGCGCAUACACGAUGCUGGCGGGUUCAUCGCAUUUCGUGGCGUGUGGCGUGUGGCCGGCAUUUUAGCGACAUCACGUGCGCUCGGCGAUUAUCCGCUGAAAGAUAAGAAUCUAGUCAUAGCCAAUCCAGAUAUACUGACAUUCGACCUGAAUGAUCACAAACCCGCAUUUCUUAUACUCGCCACCGAUGGCCUGUGGGAUACCUUCAGCAAUGAGGAGGCUUGCACAUUUAUCAAAAAACAUCUGCAUGAAAAUGAUUUUGGUGCCAAAGCGUUAACGAAGGAAUCAUAUCAACGUGGUUCCGUGGACAAUAUCACCGUAUUGUUGGUGGUUUUUCGCAAUGGCAACUAUCGUAUUAGUUCGGCAACAACAACAACAACAACAACGAAUGCGUCAGAGGCAACACAAAUGGCUAAUAAUAAAGCAGCAGCAGCAACAGCAGCAACAACAGAAAAAAAUGUGAAUUUUCCCAUAGCAAAUAGUGCAGCGAAAUUUCCCGUUACAAAUUUGACACGCUCAAAUAGUGGCGUUGGUGCGAAAUAGAUUUAUCUUUUCUAUUUUCUCUUUUGGAUUCAUACAAAAUAUAUGUACAUAUAUGUAUUUGUAUGUAUGGAUAGGUUACAUAAUCCGUACAGUGUAUUUGUAGGUGAAGAAUUGAAAAAGGUGGAAAGCCCAAAAAUUUAGCGUCUUCUUUGGAAAGAAGUGUACAGCGCAUAGACACAUAUAUAUAUAUACAUAUAUAUAUGUAAGAGUAUGUAUUUAGAAAGGCAAAAAUAAAUUAAAAAAAAAACAAUAAUAAUAUAU
This is a messenger RNA of Ceratitis capitata (Mediterranean fruit fly), 2357 nucleotides long. Its product is annotated as protein phosphatase 1L. Bases 411 to 2096 code for a protein of 561 amino acids. Gene Ontology annotation, biological process: protein dephosphorylation. The record is from RefSeq and is a predicted model, not a curated record. Gene Ontology annotation, molecular function: cation binding; protein serine/threonine phosphatase activity. NCBI's taxonomy places the organism in Eukaryota, Metazoa, Arthropoda, Insecta, Diptera, Tephritidae. The transcript is spliced from 7 exons.